CUUGUCUACUACAUGUACACAAGGGCCCAGGGACGCAAGCCGUGGAUAGAUUGCAUAACAAUGAUGAAUGGAAAACAAAUGUAUGGUGUCCCACUGGGAGGCAUAGGCUCAGGAACCAUUGGCCGCGGGUUUAGGGGGGAGUUCUGCCGCUACCAGAUGGUGCCUGGAAUUUAUGAAUAUCACACCGUCAUGGCCAAUCAGUUCAUCGUGACAAUCAGAGACCCCAAAGGCAAUACGCUUUAUCAAAAGGUCUUGUCUAUACACAGUAAAUCCAAGAAAGGUUUGGGGUCGUGGGACUGGGGCUUCAGUGGAGCCGAUGCCCUUUACUGUGGUCUUUAUCCAAGAUCAUGGACGGUCUACAACAUCAAAGAACAAAGCAUAAGACUAAUAUGCCGUCAAAUUUCACCUGUUAUACCGCACAAUUAUAAAGAUUCAUGUUUACCUGUGGGUGUGUUUGUAUGGAAUAUUGAAAACCACAAUUCAGAACCCCGCGAUGUUUCCAUUUCACUCACGUUCAAGAAUGGCACAGGCAGCAGUGAGGAUAAAAAUGGAGAAUGUUGGAGCGAAGUUUGGGAGAGAAAUUUGGAAGAAGGAAAAGCGAAAGGCGUCGUGUUGCAUCAGACCAUCAAAAGUCUCAACCUGCGAUACUGUUUGGCCCAGAGAAAAGUCUGGGGUCUCACAGCCCACUCCCACUGCCCCGGUUUCGAUCCCACGGGGCCUGGUGACUCGGUGUGGAACGACCUCAAAAUGGACGGAGAAUUGGAGAGUAAAGAAGCACCAUUGAUAAAGACAAGAAAAGGUGAAGAGAGAGCAGUGGCAGUGUGUGGAAAGUGUAGCAUUGGGGCCAACAAGUCAGGCAUGGUGGAGAUCGCCCUGGCUUGGGACAUGCCGCAAAUUGUGUUCAAAAGCCGGGGGAUUACUCACACCAGACGAUACACACGGUGGUUUGGGGAUGAGCAAACAGCAGCACAGGAGAUCGCAUCUUAUGCUCUGGACAGCUACAAACGCUGGGAAGUCGAGAUAGAGAAUUGGCAGAAUCCUAUCCUUCAGGACAAGGACUUACCUGACUGGUUUAAAAGUGCCAUCUUCAACGAGCUCUACUUCAUAUCGGAUGGAGGCUCAGUCUGGCUCGAGAUGACACCCUCACUCAACACAACCUUGCCUGCCUACGACACUCGACCUGAGUAUGGCCGCUUCGCAUACCUAGAAAGCCACGAGUACCGCAUGUACAACACUUAUGAUGUGCACUUCUACGCGUCAUGGGCCCUUGUCAUGUUAUGGCCUGAGCUGCAGAAGUCCCUCCAGUAUGACAUGGCCCAGUGGACUACCUCGGCUGACCUCACACCCCGGACGCAUCUCUUCAGGGGGAACAAGGGGGUGCGCAAGCUGGCCAACGCUGUGCCACAUGAUAUUGGUGAUCCAGAGGAUGAACCCUUUGUGCGGGUGAAUGCCUACCAGAUCCAUGACAUUAGUUACUGGAAAGACCUGAACCUCAAGUUUGUUUUACAGGUGUACAGAGACCACACUUUCUUCCGUGACCUUGAUCACCUCACACACAUGUGGCCAGUGUGUCGGGCUGUGAUGGACAGAUGCUUUUCAUAUGACCGUGAUGGUGAUGGCCUGAUUGAGAAUGAAGGCCAGGCAGACCAGACUUAUGACUCAUGGGUGAUGCACGGCCCCUCUGCCUACUGCUGCUCGCUUUGGGUGGCCGCCCUGGCUGUCAUGGUGGAGAUGGCCUCAGAACUCAAAGAUGAGGCUGAGGAAAAGAAGUUUGCCGAAGCCCUGGCCAGGCGAGGGUGGCCCUGCAGGAGAAACUCUGGAAUGGAAAGUAUUACAAGUUUGAUUGUUGUGAUGCUCCCCACAGCCACAGCAUCAUGGCAGAUCAGCUGGUUGGUCACUGGUAUCUCUCGUCUCCCGGAUGCUGCCGUUGAGGUAUUCAGACGAGACUGUGUGAAGUCGGUCUUAGAACUCCUUUAUGAGUACAAUGUCCAGAGGUUCAACAAUGGUGAGAUGGGAGCAGUGAACGGCAUGAACCCAGACGGCAGUAUAGACAGGUACACCAUGCAAAGCGAGGAGAUGUGGGUGGGUGUCACCUAUGGGCUCGCUGCCACUAUGAUCUAUGAGGGAAUGGUGGAGCAAGGAUUCAAGACGGCAGAAGGUGUCUAUCGCACAGUCUAUGAGAAGAUUGGCCAGGGUUUUGAGACCCCUGAGGCCUUGUAUGGAGAGCACAAAUACCGUGCCAUUGGCUACAUGCGUCCACUGUCCAUCUGGUCUAUGUACCAUGCUUACUUGCAGCAGAAGAGAAGGAAAAUGGCUGAAGCCUGCCAGAAGAGCUACAGCAAUGCUUCAUCCCCUGUACCAUCCAUGGGGAGUGAAGAGGGAGUGAAUCUGGCGCUGGAUUCUUCUAGCGAUGUGUCGAAAUGAGAAGAGGAGAGAGGAGUAUCUCAAGAUUACUCUUAGAUGUUUUAGACAGGGAUGUAAGAACAUCAAGCAGAGAGUCUAUAUUUUCUUCUGUGAUAUGAGCCAAACAGAGCUGAUGAGUGCAAUGUGAAGUAACUCUUUCAAUUUCGGAAAUGGCAGGGCCCUUAUUUUUGCCGGCGGGCUUUGUAGCAAGGACAUUGAUGGCCGUAAAGUAAACGUAUUCAUUAGUUUAUGCUUGCCAAUUUUUCUUAUCAUGUCAUCAUUGUUUUAUUCACUUCCUAAUCUUCGCCUUUCAUUCUUCAUUUUCUUUUUAUACAUAGGUGUACUUUUAAUGAUAAGCUUCAUCCUCAGAUAUUGUUCUCUACUCCAUUUUUUUUUUUUUUUUUUUUUUUUUUUUUUUUUUUAAGUAAGUGUGUGUGUGUGUGUGUGAGAGAGAGUGUGAGUGUCUUUGUGUGUUUGUGUAAACUAUAGUACUCAUUUAGUCAUCACCUUUGUUUAUCGAAGUUCAAACCAGGGGAACUAAACCAGUGAUUUUACGGUGGCUCUGUAUUUCAGUGUCAACCAUUAGAGAAACUGGAAUUGUUAUGAAAAUGGUUUAUAUCUAGUAGAAAGGAAUAGUAUUUCUCUCAUCUUAAAUACCUUUUUGUAGUGCAUCACUCAUUGGGGUCCCUUGAGAUAAGAAAAUCAAUGUAUAUCAAUAAUACGUAGGAGUUUUUUAUAAUAUUUGAACUGUACUGAGAGGUUUACCCUUUCAUGUGUUCUUUGGUGUAGGCAAUCAUUUUUACCUUAUAGUGGUGAUGAUAACAGAAUGGAGCUUUGUAAAAGUGCUUCCGAAUACAAUCCUUUCAAAGUGACGGGAAUGUCUUGCAGUUAUGCUAAUCUUUUCCUUUUUUAUAUGUAUAUAGAUAUAAUGUCUGGUUAGAGGUUUUUGGAUAGUGUCCACUAGACAGGAGAGCUACCAAUCCUCGUCCAUUGUUCUCAAUAGAACUUUCAUAGGGCUAGAAGUUACAUCACUGCUUUUCUUAAGGGGAAAAGCACAUGCAGUACACAUGUCAUUGCAACACUGACUAUAAUUUAUGGCAAUCAUACAAAAAUCUAGGUGCUAUAUGUUCAACAGAGAGCCACAUCAAAAUAUGAGGGGUCCACUGAUAACACUAUUGUAUAUUCAGCUGACAAGUUAAUAGUAAGUUAUUUAUAGCUUGUGAAGUCAAUCGAACAACCUAUGCCUGGUGAGCAGUAGAUGUACCCAUUUUUACUUAUUUAUAGUAUAAUACAAAGGAGUAAUUGGUAGUGAAAUACGAUUACUGAAUGAUUGAAAGUAGAUUACCUUUGGUACAUAAGUGUGUGUGUGUGUGUGUG
This is a messenger RNA of Penaeus vannamei (Pacific white shrimp), 3780 nucleotides long. NCBI's taxonomy places the organism in Eukaryota, Metazoa, Arthropoda, Malacostraca, Decapoda, Penaeidae. The record is from RefSeq and is a predicted model, not a curated record.